Naegleria gruberi is the source of this 2154-nucleotide messenger RNA. Its product is annotated as TNF receptor-associated protein. Gene Ontology annotation, cellular component: mitochondrial inner membrane. Gene Ontology annotation, molecular function: ATP hydrolysis activity; ATP binding; ATP-dependent protein folding chaperone. Lineage: Eukaryota; Heterolobosea; Eutetramitea; Acrasida; Naegleriidae. The coding region runs from base 1 to 2127 and encodes 708 amino acids. The transcript has a single exon. The record is from RefSeq and is a predicted model, not a curated record. Gene Ontology annotation, biological process: protein folding.
AUGUUGAGCAGAAACUCUGGUAAAAUCGUCCGUUCGCUCGUCUCAAAGCGUUCUGCUGCUGUGAGAUGUUCAUCAUCAGCAUUGCCAUCUUCUUCUUCCGUUCUUUCAAAGAAUUCUUGUUCAUCAUAUCAACAACAACAACAAUUGAUUGCUAAUUUCUCAUCACAACUAUUUGUUAGAAAUGAAAAGAAGGAUGUUAUUGAUGAUGAUGUUUUUGAGGAUGCCGAAGUCAAUGAACUCAAGGAAGAAAAUAUUAUUAGAGAAACUGAACACAUUGUUGGUGCCAAGGAAAAUAAGACUUUUGAAACUGAAACUAAACAACUUUUACACAUUGUUGCUUCUGCUCUCUAUACUGACAAGGAAGUCUUCAUCAGAGAAUUAAUUUCAAAUGCUUCCGAUGCUUUGGAAAAGGUUAGAAGAAUGAAUCAAGUUUCACCAGACAAGGUUGAUGAUCCUUCAAAGGAAUUAUCUGUCCAAAUUUCUUGUGAUGAUAAGAAUAAUAUUUUCGUCAUUCAAGACUCUGGUAUUGGUAUGUCCAAGGAAGAAUUAAUCAAGAAUAUUGGUACUAUUGCUCACAGUGGUUCUCGUGCCUUUGUUAAACAACUUAAGGAAGCUUCCGAUAAGGGUGAAGCUACAUCCAACAUUAUUGGUCAAUUUGGUGUUGGUUUUUACAGUACAUUCAUGGUUGCUGAUAAGGUCCGUAUUUAUACUAGAUCUGCUAUCAAAGGUCAACCUGGAUAUUGUUGGGAAAGUACUGGUGAAGGAAAUUACACAAUUUCCGAAGCUGAAGGAGUUGCCAGAGGUACAAAGAUUGUCAUUUAUUUGAAGAAGAAUGAAAAGGAAUUCUCUUUCAAGGAUACUGUUCAAAAGAUUAUUCAAAAGUACAGUAACUUUGUCUCUUAUCCAAUCAUUUUGAACGGUGCCAAGGUCAAUACUCUUGAUGCUGUCUGGUUGAAGAGCAAGAACUCUGUCACUGCUGAAGAACAUCAAGAAUUCUACAAGUAUCUUUCACACUAUGGUGGAAACCCACUCUAUAUUCUCCACUUUAACUUGGAUAUUCCAUUGAAUAUGAAUGCCUUGUUCUACGUCCCAGAUCACCACACUGAAUCAUUGGGUAUGGGUAAGAUGGAACCUGGUGUCAAUGUUCACAGUAGAAGAGUUUUGAUUCGUGCCAAGCAUCCAGAUAUUCUCCCAGAUUGGUUGAGAUUCUUGAAGGGUGUUGUUGACUCUGAAGAUUUACCAUUGAACAUUUCCAGAGAACACUUGCAAGAUUCUCCACUCAUUCAAAAGAUUAAAUCUGUCCUCGUUAAGAGAAUUACCAAAUUCUUCAAUGACAUGAUGAAGCAAGAUCGUGAAAAGUACAUUAGUUUCUAUGAAAAGUUCAACAAGUUCAUUAAGGAAGGUGUUGUCACUGAUUACAUGUAUAAGGAUGAAGCUGCCAAAUUGCUCAUGUACGAAUCAUCUGCCUUACCAAAGGGUGAAAAGACAACAUUGGAAGAAUAUAUUAACAGAAUGGGAACUGAACAAAAGACAAUUUACUACCUCAUUGCUCCAACUAGAGAAUAUGCCGAAAACUCUCCAUACUUUGAAGUUUUCAAGAAGAAGGGUAUCGAAGUCUUGUUCGGUUAUGAUGGACCUGAUGACUUUGUCUUUGGUUCAAUUGGUUAUUUCAAUGGUAAGGAAACUAAGGCCAUUGAUAGAGCUGAAUUGGAAGAUGAUGAAGCUGACAAGACAUCUGGUGAAAAUGAACUCUCUGAAAUUCAAUCUAAGGAAUUGUGUGAAUGGUUCCAAACCUCAUUGAAGGAUAAGGUUUCAUCUGCCAAGAUCUCUAAGCGUCUCUCAACAACUCCAGCUGUCAUUAAGAAUCCAGAAAAUGCCUCCCUCAGAAUGAUUCGUAAAUUGCAAAAUCAAGAUAUUGCCCUCUCUCCACAACAAGUUGAAAUCAAUCCUCGCCAUCCACUCAUCAUGAAACUCUUCAAUGCCAAGUCAGCUAAUCCAGAUUUGGCCAAGCUUGUUGCUGAACAAAUCUUUGAUAAUGCUCUCAUCAGUGCCGGUUUAUUGGAUGAUCCAAGAUCAAUGGUCAAUAGAUUGCAAAACUUGAUGGAAUCCUCUUUGAAGAGCUUUUAAAUUUUGAUAAACACAUGAAAUUAUAAU